AAAAUAGCAAAACAUUAUCAAAAAACAAUAACAACAAUAGUAAUAGCGCUUAUUUAGUCAAUACACCGGUGUGUCGGAUAAUCAGAGGACCGGUAUUUGAUGACGAGGUUUGGCCACUGUAUGAAAAUAUGAGCGAAAAAACAUUUAAUUGUGCAAAACAUGAUAACUUUGGUAUUACUAUUGAAAGAUACAAUUUCUCGGGAAUCAGGAUUACCGACAAAUCAGAUAACAGUAUUGAUUGUUAUUAUAGUGAAAUCCGUCGCAAAGAUAACAAAGACGAAGCCAUCGACUAUACGCCUCCCUUACCUAUCCGUGUCAAUGAUGUUACCUAUUUUGCCAGCAAUGUUAGCACUGUCAACGUUACCUGUUUUCUAGAUAAAACACACAACGAAAGUUACAGCAAAGUCAUAGCUUUAAUACCGGAUCUCAAUAUAAAUGAAAACACAAAUUUGCCUAAAAAUUUGCCCAAUCUUUUAUUUAUUGGCAUAGACUCCCUGAGCAGGGUUAACUUUGAGCGACACUAUCCAAAAACAAUACCGUUGUUAGCAAAACACAAGUUUUAUACACUGUAUGGCUAUAAUAAAGUGGCUGACAAUACUUUUCCCAAUUUGACACCACUGUUGACCGGCCAAUACCUGGAUGACCUGUGGAACGAGGGAAUGGCCAAAACAACUUUCCUUGAUUUUUUCCCAUUAGUUUUCAAAGAGUAUAGAAAUAAAAGCUAUAAUACAUUGCUAAUAGAGGACUACCCUAGAUUGGCGACAUUCAACUUUUUUAGACUUGGUUUUCGGGAACCGCCAACUAAUUAUUAUUUACGACCCUUUAGUUUGGCAAUUGAAGAUAAUAUUGAAAACAAUUGUUAUUUAGAUAAACCUGAAAUUGAAGUAUAUUAUGAUUAUGUUUACGAUUUUGUAAAAGCAAUGACUGUCCGAAAACAACGGUACUUUGCGUUUACAUUUAUGGCCCGACUUACACACGAUUUACUAAAUAAUGCCGGUUUGGCCGACCCAUUGGUUUACCGGUUAUUUAGCAAAUUGUUUGACGAAAACCUGCUGUCAAAUACAAUACUCAUAUUUUUCUCAGAUCACGGCAUACGGUUUGGCAAAAUCAGGGAAACAUUAUCUGGAAAAUGGGAGGAACGGAUGCCAUUGAUGCAGGUGUAUGUGCCCGACACUUGGAAAUCAGACAACUGGACACUCAAUAAGCACCGAUUGAUCACACCGUUUGAUAUUCACGCAACACUCAAACAUAUAAUCAAUGGACAACCGGACAACAGUCUGAAACACGGAAAGUCGUUGUUGUGGGAAAUACCUGAAAACAGGACCUGUAGUAGUAUUCCUGUUUUGGAGCACUGGUGUUCGUGUCAGUCCAGUGAUCCCAUAACUAAUCUCUCAUCCAUUGAACCGUUGGCACAGUUUGUAGUUGAAAGUGUUAACAAGUAUUUGUCACAAAACUUCAGCAAUAACUGCAUUGAACUGACUCUGGAUCGGGUUAUCAGUGGCUAUGCCAUCAAGUUUUCCGAAAAAGUGAUGCAAUUCAAGGACAGUCUAAACGAUGUUAACAAUAGACAUGUGGUAUUCAAUGAUGAAAAGUUUGUUGAAAACUCACGCAAUAUAUUGGUUACGGUUUCGGUUAAACCGAGUGAUGCCUUGUUUGAGGCAACAGUUAAUGUCAAUCAAAAUAAAGAUAAUAUGACACUAAUCGGUGAAAUUUCACGUAUUAACAAAUAUGGCGAUCAAUCCAAUUGUAUUGACAACACACAGGCCAAGAGAUAUUGCUUUUGUAAAAAUCAUUUACAUUGA
Messenger RNA from Oppia nitens, 1802 nucleotides. RefSeq lists its product as uncharacterized. The record is from RefSeq and is a predicted model, not a curated record. Bases 129 to 1802 code for a protein of 557 amino acids. Lineage: Eukaryota; Metazoa; Arthropoda; Arachnida; Sarcoptiformes; Oppiidae. The transcript is spliced from 4 exons.